AGUCAGUCAGUCCGCCGCUGCAGUCCGACAGAGCGGCCAAAGUCAUCAGCAGCGACCGCUAUGUGGCUGUGAGCUCCGCGGGCGACACGGUCCCCCUGCCCCUUCCAACCGCGGUAGGAAACCCCGUGGACAUGAAAACGCCCGACCGGGACCGCUGUGGAGAAAAAGGAUCGUCAUGAACAUUUCCCUGCCGACCAGUCACUCCUUCACUGAGGGACCUCGGCCCCUUUUGGUUUCUGGAUUAAUCAACACAGGGAUGAGAUAAUACAGUCGACCAGCUCGUGCAUGCCGCUACGACAACACCUGUAGCACUCACCUGUUAACCCCACCCACCCACCCUUUCCUCCCCCACCAACCCUCCCCAAAGCUAAAUUCAAGUCCCAGCGGUCCAAACAUGACGACGCCGGCUCUCCUGCCGCUGUCGGGCCGCAGGAUACCCACUCUGUCGCCGGGCGCCUCCUCGUUCCCGCACCACAGGGCCACGCUGAGGCUCUCGGAGAAGUUCAUCCUCCUCCUCAUUCUCAGUGCCUUCAUCACCUUAUGCUUCGGGGCCUUCUUCUUCCUCCCGGACAACUCCAAGCACAAGCGCUUUGACCUGGGCUUGGAGGAUGUGCUCAUCCCUCACAUUGACUCGCCCAAAGAGGGGAAACACGCUUCUGGACAGGUGGUCAUACAUGGACAGGGAGGACAUGACGAGCACAGACACAGGGAGGAGGAGGAGAGCCUGCGGGACAAGAUCCGGGCCGACCAUGAGCGAGCGCUGCAGGAGGCGAAGGAGAAGCUGAGGAAGUCCCGCGAGGAGCUGCAGGCCGAGAUCCAGACGGAGAAGAACAAAGUGAUGGAGGACCUGAAGAAGAAGGACGCGGGGCCCAAACCUCUGCCUCCCGUCCCCAUGCCCAAAGUGGUGGGGGUCAGCGACGGAGAGCCGCCGGAGCCCGACGCCAAAGAGAAACGCGACAAGAUCAGAGAGAUGAUGAAGCAUGCGUGGGACAGCUACAGACAGUACGGGUGGGGUCACAACGAGCUGAAGCCCCUCGCCAAGAAAGGACAUUCCACCAACAUCUUCGGAAACUCCCAGCUCGGGGCGACUAUUGUGGACGCCUUGGACACGCUCUACAUCAUGGGUCUGCACGACGAGUUCAAGGACGGCCAGGAGUGGAUCGAGCAGAACCUGGACUUCGGAGUGAAUGCCGAGGUGUCUGUAUUUGAGGUCAACAUUCGUUUCAUAGGAGGACUGCUGGCCGCCUACUACCUCUCUGGACAGGAAGUAUUUAAGCUGAAGGCGGUCCAGCUAGCAGAGAAGCUACUUCCUGCCUUCAACACCCCCACAGGAAUCCCCUGGGCCAUGGUCAACCUGAAGAGUGGUGUCGGUCGUAACUGGGGUUGGGCGUCGGCGGGCAGCAGCAUCCUGGCAGAGUUCGGGACUCUCCACAUGGAGUUUGUUCACCUGACCUACCUGACGGGGAACCCGGCCUACUACCAGAAGGUGAUGCACAUCCGGAAGCUGCUAGCCAAAAUGGACAGACCCAACGGACUCUACCCGAACUACCUGAACCCUCGGACGGGUCGCUGGGGUCAACACCACACCUCUGUUGGAGGACUCGGAGACAGUUUUUACGAGUACCUGCUGAAGGCCUGGCUCAUGUCGGACAAGACCGACACGGAAGCUCGCAAGACCUACGAUGACGCCAUCGAGGCCAUCGAGCGCCACCUGAUUCGCAAGUCCAACGGCGGCCUGACAUUCAUCGGUGAGUGGAAGAACGGCCACCUGGAGAGGAAGAUGGGCCACCUGGCCUGCUUCGCCGGCGGCAUGUUCGCGUUGGGCGCCGACGGCUCGCCCGACGACAAGGCGGGACACUACCUGCAGCUGGGAGCCGAGAUCGCACACACCUGCCACGAGUCCUACGACAGGACGGUGUUGAAGCUCGGCCCGGAGGCCUUUAAGUUCGACAGCGGCCUGGAGGCGGUGGCCGUGCGGCAGAACGAGAAGUACUACAUCCUGCGUCCGGAGGUCAUCGAGACCUACUGGUACAUGUGGAGGUUCACCCACGACCCCAAAUACCGGCAGUGGGGCUGGGAGGCGGCGCAGGCCAUCGAUAAGUACUGCCGGGUGAGCGGCGGUUUCUCCGGAGUGAAGGACGUCUACUCCUCCAACCCGACCUACGAUGACGUGCAGCAGAGCUUCUUCCUGGCCGAGACGCUCAAGUAUCUGUACCUGCUGUUCUCCAGCGACGACCUGAUGCCGUUUGAGAGUUGGGUCUUCAACACGGAGGCUCACCCACUUCCUGUCCUCCACCUCGGCAACAUCACGCUGCCCGGUAGCGAGCCGGCUCAGCGGUAAACGGACAGGAUGGGAGGCGGCCAUCUUUUCUCCUCCACGGCACCAGGAGGGCCCCCAAAAAAACAAACAAACACCACCCACCAACACUGGACAAACUUACAUUCAGCUCUGCGGACUCCAAACUGCUUCUCGGACUGCAGACGUCGCCCUGAGGAGACGGAGGACGAGCCUCCACCUUCUUCUUCUAUGUUUUACUCUCUGACUCUUCUGAUCUCUCUGUCUUCUCUGCUUUAAUCAGAAAGACGGCGGGUUUGCUGCUCAGCCUCGCGACCGGCUGGAAUUUGACUCUUGAAGGACCGAAACCGGAGGCGUGAUUUACUUUUUUUUAUUUGUUUUGUUAUUAUUUUUAGUGAUUGAUUUGAGAUUUGACCAAACACGUACAGACGAUUCGAGCUGCGGCACUCAGAGUGCAUUGUGGGGGUUUCUGUGAAGGAUUUACGGCGUGGGUUUUUUGACACUGCACCGAUAGAAGUGUCUCUUUUUUUUUUUUUUUUUUUUCCAUGCAGACGGACUUGAGGACUUUACAGGGUCUGUUGUUGAUAAAGGUGUGAUUUUGUUUUGGACGAGUCGUUUGUGGGGACACAGGGUUGAAUCAAAAGCCCUUCGCUUCUCCCUCAACCCCUCCCCCAUUCCACUUCCUGUUUAAUCUUCAGAUGAACUUUGACCUUCAGUUGCGAGGGCUCGUUGUGGCUCCUCCUCCUCCUCUAAUCCUCCUUUUUUCAGAAAAGUGGACCAUUAUAAGUGGAACAGUAACUAAACAGUGACAGAAGCAGGCCUCCUCAUCUUCAUCGCUCUCCUCCUCCUCCUCAUCAUCAUCUUUCCAGUUUCUCCUCCAGUUAGAGACGCCAACGAGCCAAAACCCAAAACAUGCUGCUUCUUCUUUUCCUUUUUUUUUUUUAAAAUCUCUCUCCUCCAUGACAAAAAAAGUUUAUCCAUCAUCUCCUCUGUUCUCUUGUUUCCCACCUUUAUCAUCUGCAUUUUCAGGUCACGCAUUGUGAGAUGAGGUUUGUACGUAUGAGUUAACACAACCUCUGCUGUGAAUCAUUUAUUUGUGCACUUUGUAAUGGAGGUCUGUGAAGAAGGAGGCAAACAGAAGUGUAGCACUGAGCGAGCUGAAUAAACUACGGCUCCGUGCUGAGCUCA
Anoplopoma fimbria (sablefish) is the source of this 3484-nucleotide messenger RNA. RefSeq names its product mannosidase, alpha, class 1A, member 2 (gene man1a2). The record is from RefSeq and is a predicted model, not a curated record. Lineage: Eukaryota; Metazoa; Chordata; Actinopteri; Perciformes; Anoplopomatidae. Gene Ontology annotation, molecular function: mannosyl-oligosaccharide 1,2-alpha-mannosidase activity; calcium ion binding. Bases 395 to 2341 code for a protein of 648 amino acids. The transcript is spliced from 14 exons. Gene Ontology annotation, biological process: N-glycan processing; carbohydrate metabolic process. Gene Ontology annotation, cellular component: Golgi membrane; extracellular exosome; endoplasmic reticulum.